GCUAAGGGAACAUGAGAACGACUUCGGUUUCCAUCAUAAUUUUUCUUUUGUGCCUCUUCCUCAGCACAGUCUCCUCCAAUUCAACCUUUGUAGCCAUGAAACUUCAUCUUUCUUAACGCAGCUUCGCUUCUUCAUGUGGGUCUCACCGGGUUCUUCUUCUUCCAUGGAGGUGGAUGCAGGGCAAGUUAAUGACCUUAUGAAUUGUAUUGAUGAGCAAGCAGAUGAAGAAUCACUUUCUCCAGAAAGUCCUGAUGUUUAUGAUGUUUUUGGUGAUCCAGACAUAUUUCCUAGGGUGGGUGAGCAGUACCAAGUUGAAAUUCCAUCUUUAAUUACAGAAUCUGACGAUUACUGGUUUCAAAGGAAUCCACAUAAGGCAGAAAGCACUGCUAGUGCUCUCCAUAAGUUUCGAGUAGGAUUACCCAUACCAAUAACUUGGAUUAAGGAUGAAGUAGAGUACAAUAAGAAGAAUCCACUGGAAGAUGCAUCCAAGUCAAUUGGAGUUGCCAAUAAACUUGAAUCUUCAAAACUAGAAUGUAACAAAGAGAUCCAGAAUGGUCUGGACUAUGAUAAACCGAAUCCUAAACUUGAGGCCAUUGACAAUACGUUGGUCAAUAGAAUAGAAUUGGGAGGAUCAGAAAAUUCCAAUGUGCAGCAUGAAACAAAGAUUAGGAUGCAUGAGGAGCAUAAAGGCCGUUGUCUGGUUCCUGGGUCUGCAAGUGGCACCUGGAAUGAAAUUGAAGAGGCCAGUUUCAUCCUUGGCUUGUAUAUAUUCGGGAAGAACCUUGUUCAAGUGAAAAGAUUUGUUGGCAAUAAGAAGACGGGGGAUAUACUGUCAUUCUAUUAUGGGAAAUUUUAUAAGUCAGACAAAUACAAAAGAUGGUCUGGAUGUAGGAAAAUGAGAAGCAGAAAAUGCAUUUAUGGGCAAAAAAUAUUCACAGGACCAAGGCAACAAGAGCUUUUGUCUCGUUUACUGCCCAAUAUAUCAGAGGAAUGCCACAAUAAAUUACUUGAGGUGUCCAAGACAUUUGCAGAGGGGAAAAUGCCUCUAGAAGAUUAUGUUUUAGCUUUAAAGGCCUCAGUUGGGCUGAAAGCUCUUGUUGAGGGAGUAGGAGUUGGUAAAGGGAAAGAAGAUCUUACAGGUCUGAGUGUAGAUUCUACGAAGUCCAAUCACGCACAUCCUCUUCGCCCAGAAAUGCCAGUUGGCAAAGCAUGCUCAAUGCUUACACCAGCAGAAAUAAUAAGCUUUCUGACAGGUGAUUUCAGACUAAGUAAAGCUCGAACAAGUGAUCUCUUUUGGGAAGCUGUUUGGCCUCGUUUACUUGCCAGAGGUUGGCACUCUGAGCAGCCGGGUAGUUAUAAUUAUGCUGUUGCUUCUAAGCAUCCUCUGGUGUUCCUUGUCCCUGGAGUUAAAAAGUUUUCAAGGAAACUAGUUAAGGGGAAUCACUACUUUGAUUCCGUUAGUGAUGUCCUGGGUAAAGUUGCUUCAGAUCCUGAGCUAAUUGAGCUUGAGACAGUUGCAGAUAAUGAUUGCACAAGCAAGGAAGGAAAUGGGUGGACAAAAGAGACAAAACUGGCCCGGGAAAAUUCCCCUGAUCAGCCACGCCAUUGCUAUCUCAAGGUCAAAACUCCAAAUCGCAGUACAGAUGUUAUGAAAUUUACUGUUGUGGACACAAGUCUGGCCAGUGAAAAGAUGAAAAAGGUGAGAGAACUUAGAAGCUUACCAUUUGGAGUCUUAAGAGCAUCUUCUUUUGAAAAUGAUUCGGAUGAUGAGACUACUUCAGAGGAGCAAAGAAAUGAAUCUGAGUCUGUGAACACCAUAUGCUUUGAUAGCGGGAAGAAUGAUAUUACUAAUGCCAGUGAAGUUAACAUUGGCAAGGGUGUCUCUUCAGACUUGAAUGGUUUAGGAAACAACCCUUCAAAAGAGGAGCUUCCAAGGAGCAGCAUGUGUUCUACUAGUCUAUCUGCUGCCUGCAAGGACCAGGAGACAGACUUCUUGAGGAGAAGAGAUGGUAUGAAUGUUCAAUCACUCCAGAGAAUGGUAUCUGAUAACAAAAAUGAUCUAGUUCCUGUUACAAAAAGACGGAGGAGAUUAACUGCCUGUAGCCGUGCAAAGAAAAACAGCAACACUUCUAAUUUCUUUGUGGUUCCCAGGGUAAAACAAGAGGAGGCCAGUUUCUUUCUGGACCUAGAUAAUUCAAAAUCCAGUGAGAAUGUAAUUGAUAACUUUGUGGCUCCCGGAGUGAAACAAGAGAAGGCCAGUUACUAUCCUUGCAAUUCGAAAUAUUGUGAGAUUCUUUCACCCCAGAAGAAUAACUCGUUAUCUGGUUUUCCAACCCAGGAGAACAAGACGUUAGCUGAUCCUCUGUCAAAUCACAGCUCAAUCAUCAGUGGAGAAGCUCUUCCUGACACUAGUUCUUCGGGCAGUAAGGAUCAACAUGAGAAACCUCAGCCACGGACUAUGAUUGACCUUAACUUACCUGUUUCACCAGAGGUUGAAGCUGAUGAACCAAUGGUAAAUGAAGUGACUGAGAUACAGCAAAAUAACACAAGCAAGGAAUCAGAUGAGCUCCAUGUAGGAACAAACAUCACAACUGUUGAUCACUCUGACCAUCAGCCUGACAUGCACACCCGAAGGCAGAGCACAAGAAACCGGCCACCCACAACAAAAGUGCUGGAGGCUUUUGCUUUUGGAUAUCUAGACAGAAAGGAGAAGCGCAGAAGUAGAGAUUAUCCCCAAGACAGUUCAGUAUCAAGACCUUCUCGGCGUGUGUAUCGCAAAGUGGAAGGUUCUAGAAGUGGGAAUGGUAAUGGUGCAGGUUCUAGUAGUGGAGGUGCAGGUUUUGAAAAAGAGGAAACAACAAAUGAUGUUAGUAAUGGUAAUGGUAAUGGUAGCAGUAACAGUAAUGUGACAUAUACAGGCUUCAAGUGUAAUGAAGGAUAGAAGGAACCAAGUUUUCAAUUUAAAUUCUGGACUCAGGAUGAGAAUGAUACUUCUUUGAAUCUAUGCUGGGAAAGAUGAGAUAGCUGCGUAAGACAUGAACAAGAUAGCAGCACAUUCAUUCAUUGAACUAAUACAGCAUAUACAGGAUGGUUAGAUUAGAUACAAACUUCGAAGAAAGGUUAUAGCUUAAAGCCUUAAAAUCUUUCCAAGGGAAUGUAGAGUAUCAACCAGAGAAAUCUUUCUUGUCUUGUCUUCUCAGCUUCUAGUCUUCUGGAGUUGAAGUUUUAUGCUUUUCUGAUUUCUUAGUUGCAGUGCCAUGCCAGCCUCCAAUCUCAAACAAGGUUUCAAAGACUUCCUGCUGCCCCCCCUUAUUGAUCAAGUGAUUUGUCAAUGCUGCCCAGUUAUGAAUAGAAUAAACAGAAAGCCUAUGCACAUUAUGACGGUAGUUUUCUUUUUUGUCAUCAUAAUUAGAUGUUUUUAACAUCGUCAAUUCUGUCACAUGAUGACAGAGUAAAGGAAAACGGAGCAGUUAUAGUAGGCUUUUCCCCUGCUUGGGUGUGUCCUCCUGAGUGAUGACUCCAA
Molecule: messenger RNA, 3523 nt
Organism: Gastrolobium bilobum
Lineage: Eukaryota; Viridiplantae; Streptophyta; Magnoliopsida; Fabales; Fabaceae
Exons: 4
Coding region: 134-2941 (935 amino acids)
Cellular component (GO): nucleus
Molecular function (GO): transcription corepressor activity
Source: RefSeq, a predicted model, not a curated record